UCCUGGAAUCUCGUUUGCCCAAUAUGCCCGCCAUUCGACGCGGGAGCACAUACCUCGACGUCUCCACGACAGCGCACACGCCCGAAGGCCGUCUAAAGCUUGAUAAAAUCAGCGCUAGUCGCAAACUUGCGCAAUAUCACGCUGUCUGCACCGCUUUGUUAUUCAUUUGCGAUGAAAAUCGUAAUCUUGGUCCCGCAGAUACAUUGAGUGUAUCUCUUGAGGAAUUAAAGACUACGAUGAAACGUCGUGCAAGCGCUGCUGACUUGAAAGUAGGCUCUUGCCAGCAUGGCCACUUGCGGCGGGUGCUCUCAUUCUUCUGGGAGCAUGGGCACAUCGACUUGACCUUUGCCCAUAAUGGCCGUCAGCGGAAUGUGGUUCAACAAAUAGAAAUUCAGUCUAGCUUCUACGACAUUUAUCGCGGCUUUCAAGAAGUCCUGGACGGAUAUGGAACAUUAUCAGCUCGGGAAAAAUACCGCGCAUAUAUGUCGCUUGCAACCAAGGUGUUUGGAAAGGAUCGAACUCCGACUCUGCUCCAGGCAGCUAGAUGUGCUUUCCAAUAUUCCAGAAAAUAUCAAGAUUUGGUAUCCUCUUUAAGUCAAGAAAGAGAUGGUGCUAAUUGCCAGGCAAAUACUGUCGCGGACGACAAAGUUGACGAAGAUGAUGAUUCGAUGGACUUAAUGCAGUCCGAAGAAUUCCAUGACACUCGGGUUGUUCCCUUCACACCUGCUCGCACGCUGAGCUAUAGCCACAGUAAUAGAAAUAUUGGACUCCCCACACCCGAGUCAUUGCCUCGGCGACCAGUGGUUGCGUCACCACCUACACUCACAUCCACAGCAUCAUUUACCGAGGUCACGUCUUCUGGUAAUGAUGCGCAUAGCCAUUCUGAUAGGCAGAACCUUCAAACGUCUGGCUCGCCCUUCGGCUCCAUUUCUCUUGCUAUUGGAUAUUUUUCAGGGUUCAUUGGCGGGUUCCGAUCGUCAUCUCGCAUGUUCCUCCCGGAGAUAUCUUCGCUACAAACACAAGUCACAGAUCUGCAGAGAUCCCUGACUGCCGCAGGAAAUGCUCUUGAUGCGGCAAACGGGAACACCCAAGCAUCACAAGAGCGAUGCUUAGGCAUCCUCGAAGAUCUCCGCAAUGCCCACAACACCAUUACCGAACUCAAAGGUCGCGCUGAAACGGAUGCAGUUGAAAAGGCCAACUUGCUGCAAGAAGUUGGUCACCUCAAGAAUGAGGUGUCACGUUUGCAGAGUGGUGUGGAACAAAUAACCCGGCUUGCACGCGGGUUGAUGCCGCUGUAGUAGUAAGUUAAUUUUCAGUUGCUUGGUCUAGGCCACGGGUUUGACUUGACGAGAAAUCACAUGUAAAUUUAACGACUUCAUGAUAUGUACUACUAGCUUAGGACAGCAAAUACCAUGUUGAUACCCAAAUCACACUAGUUUCAUGCUU
Suillus fuscotomentosus is the source of this 1446-nucleotide messenger RNA. RefSeq lists its product as uncharacterized. Bases 24 to 1298 code for a protein of 424 amino acids. Lineage: Eukaryota; Fungi; Basidiomycota; Agaricomycetes; Boletales; Suillaceae. The record is from RefSeq and is a predicted model, not a curated record. The transcript is spliced from 10 exons.